AUGAUAAAGGAAGAAGCAAAAUCCAUGGUCAGCAACAUGGCACCCUUCUCCUUCUUCAACUUUCCCCCAGAGAUCCGACACCUCAUUUAUGAAAGGAUGCUCUGCGACUUCACAGCACCCAGAAAGGCGGACCCGACCACCUUUUCUGAUGACAUGGUGCGUGCCCCUUUGAAGCUGGGCCUGAAGAACCUUUCGCCCGCCAUCCUCCGCACCAGCCGUCAGGUCCACGACGAAGCCACGGCCGUCAUGGUGCACAGGUGCCGCUUUGUCCACAUAAGCGCCACCCUCGACUACUGGACCAUCAGGUCAGUUGUGCCCCGGAAGGUCGGCGUGCUGUGCACCGAGCGCGACCUAAUCCAGCGCUUCCGCGGCUGCGUCAUGACCCUCCACUUGGCAUCCACCGCGUCCCCCUAUUCCCGCGAGCACCGCAUCGACUGCCUCGUCCUGGGCCGCGACCUCGAGGCCUACUGCCGCAGUCUGGGCAGCUGGGUCGAAGUGCCGCCCGACUUUGGCCGGCGAACAUGCCUCACCCUCGCCCUCUGCAACCCCCUCAACGACCCCGGUCGGCAUGCCGAGUUUGUGCAUGAGGCGCUGCUGUGGCCUUUUCUAAAGUGGGUGCGCGGCUUGGAGCGCGUCCAGGUCCGCAGCCGCGGCCCGCUUGCCCUGCCCAAGGCGCUGGUCGACGACGUCGAGACCACGCUCGUGAGGCCGAGGUGGGAGGACUUUGACCCGGCGCAGCUCCUCGGCCAGUUCAGGGACCAGUACCUCCGCAGCGGGUUCUGGUCCGUGGUGGAGCAGGCAAAGGACAUAGCCAGGGACCCACAGCUUUGGCCGCGGCUCAUGGAGCUGGGCGGGCCGGGCUUCCUUGGUAAAUUUGGCGACUUUCUCUUUGAUAUCUUCAUUGGCCAAACAGUGUCCAUUGCUGAGAGACGGGGGGAUAAGGAGUGCGUCAUGUCGCUCCUGGGUUCCGACUUGUUCACAUUCAAAGCGCUUCGUGUCCUGCAAGACAUUGGGACCAUCCCCAGUAUAAUAAGAGCGAGCUGGGAACCCAACAGUGCACAACUAGCCGAGCUGUAUUUCCGCAAAGCCAACGUCUGCCACUUCAGGAGCAUAUGGCAGGAAGAUCCCGAGACGUCAUUCGACUGCAUGAGGCAGGCACUCGUGGCCAUCACCGAAGCGGCAAAGUAUCAGCCGCGCCGUGAGCUCAUUCCAAGGCUCCAAGCGUUGAAAAAAGCGAUCCGGGACGAUGCACUGGAAGCCGUGGGUGAUCGACUUAAUUCCAGGGGUAAAUAUUCAUCGAAGCCUAAAGCAUAA
Molecule: messenger RNA, 1314 nt
Organism: Pyricularia pennisetigena
Lineage: Eukaryota; Fungi; Ascomycota; Sordariomycetes; Magnaporthales; Pyriculariaceae
Exons: 2
Coding region: 1-1314 (437 amino acids)
Source: RefSeq, a predicted model, not a curated record